Nymphalis io (European peacock) is the source of this 1156-nucleotide messenger RNA. Its product is annotated as probable enoyl-CoA hydratase. The transcript has 6 exons. The record is from RefSeq and is a predicted model, not a curated record. Lineage: Eukaryota; Metazoa; Arthropoda; Insecta; Lepidoptera; Nymphalidae. The coding region runs from base 69 to 1061 and encodes 330 amino acids.
AAAAGAAUAUUGCCGAAACGUAUUUCGCUAAUAAUUAAAAAAUAACAAAUAGAAUAACAUAAAUAAGUAUGAGGAGUUUGAUUAAAAAGUUUAUCUCGGUUACAAACUUUUCAUUUGUUAGGAAAAAUAUUGUUAGACACUCUUCAACUAAAAAAUGUGAUGCUAUAAAAUCGGAUGAAAAACCAAAGCAUGUUGAAGAAAUUAAAAAGAACAUAUGCGUUGAAAACUAUGGUGGUGUGACGACUCUAAAUAUAGAUCGUCAAAUAACUCGAAAUAGUCUUGAUGAAGCAACUUUAAGGGAGAUGACAGAAGCUAUUAAUGCCUUUGACAAAGAUCCUGAAGCUAAAGUUUUAGUUUUCAACGGUGAAGGAGGAAGUUUCUGUUCAGGAUUUGAUCUGGAUGAAGUUGGUGAAAAAGGAUACAACACAUUAUUAGAUGCAGCAUCUCGAUUUUUUCGUCGACCGCUCUGCGACAAGCCUACUAUAGCUGCAGUCACGGGCUAUGCAGUGGGAGAAGGCUUUGAGCUGGCUUUGGCUUGUGAUCUUCGAGUGAUAGAGGACACGGCGAUACUAGGAUGUCUUGGAAGGCGAUUUGGCGCUCCUCAAAGCCUCUAUGGUGGCAGACGACUGACUUCUCUCAUAGGGCUGUCUCGUGCCUUGGACUUAUUAAUGACGGGUCGGCCUAUUACUGGGUGUGAUGCAAAUGUUAUGGGCCUCGCCUGCAAGUUAACUUCUACUGGCACUGCACUUGGCGAAUCGAUUAAAUUAGCGAAGUCUCUCAUCAAAUUCCCACAAAACGCAAUGAUAAUGGACAAAUUAGCAGCUGUCAACUCCCAGUUGAAUCCUAACAGCGAAGAGAGCAUGCGUGAUGAAGCAGUGAUGCAGAGCUUGUUAGGUUCGGCUAUUGAAGAUUUAAACAAUGGAAUUAAGAAGUUUCAAGGAGGUAUCGGAAAACACGGCAAGUUUUAUAAGCUAACCGAUGUGCCUGUAGAAGAUUGGGAGCUGGAAGUAAGUGUUAAAGAAGUCAUAGUUAAAGAUGAUGAAGACAAGAAAAAAAAAUGAUUGUCUAUGAUAUCUUAGUUAGGUUUUUGUUUGCCCCUUUUUUAAGUUUGUUGUAAGUAGUACCUAGUCUUAUUUCAUUCGAGCCAUUGAAAUAA